Molecule: messenger RNA, 2727 nt
Organism: Candidula unifasciata
Lineage: Eukaryota; Metazoa; Mollusca; Gastropoda; Stylommatophora; Geomitridae
Source: the annotation of a GenBank genome assembly
AUGUUUCGCAGGACAUCAUUAACCUGUCGCCUCAAGACUCGAGUGACCAUUAUUGGUUUCUCAGUUCUUCUCAUCUGUUGCUUGCUGCUCUAUCGCGCGUUAGCUUCCAUGCCUGCAACACAUCCUAGGAGACAUCAUCCGUUGCCAACAAUGGAGCAGAAGUAUUCCCCACGGCAACAUUUGAAGCAAAAAGAUACUCCUCAUAAUUCAUUCCAAGCAAAUGUGAUAGAUAAAAACACACACAAUAAUAGUAAAUAUGCAAAUUUCAACCCUGAAGAAUUUGAAAAAAUGAACAGGAAACUACUGGAUGAUAAUAGCAGAAAGGCCUUGUUGAAGUUUUUACACACACUGUAUCCAGCAAACUGGGCCACUGCUUCGGAUACGGAUGAUGUUGCCCUGGAUCUAAAAUACAUCCUCGUAGAUUAUGGGUUGGAGAGCAAGAUGAGCUGCAAGCAGAUUGACAGUUUAACUCUGGAUGCUUCCAUGUCUCAUUCUGGGUCAUCAUAUCUGGAGUAUGCCUACCCUUCUGGGGGUGAGCCAGACAGAAGCAGUGCUCACUUGAGAAGCAGAUUCAACACAAAGCUGGAUAAAUUGGCAUAUGUUUUAAAAAGUCUGUCCUCUGACAGGGAGACCAAAAUUGCUUGCAUGAAGCAGGUUUAUGAAGCGAGCCGAUGUGCAGCUAUGGGAAACUACAGGCUGCUACGAGAGAUUCUCUUCCUAAGUGUUCUUAGACAUCCCAACAUUAUCAUGAUGGAGGGAUACUGUCUCAGAGGUAACCGCGUUUCAGUGCGCAUGCCAGAGAAGGGUCUUAUCAUAGUUACUGAGGUGGGCACUCGUGUGACACCAUCAGUCAUCAGUGAGAUGACUUGGUCUAAGAGAAUCAAGGUGGCACUGCAAGUAGGACAACUGCUACUGUACUUGGAUAACACUCCCGUGGGAAGUCUGCGGUUCAAGAAGCUCAGCCUGCAGGACUUUCUCUUGGUGCAGGGGCAACAUUUGAAGCUGGCAGAGCUUGGUCAGCUUGAACUGGGAGAUCUUCCGUGUACACAUAACUCUCAGUGUGGACUGGCCGAGUCAGCAGAUGUCCAGGCCUGCAGUAAUGGAUUCUGUAAAGGCAUGAAUCGCAUCAUCAAUUUCCGCACUGCUGCCAAGGAAGUACUGCAGCAGGUGCUACAGAACCCACCAGGUCCAUCAGAGGAAACUUUAGUCAGCAACCUCAGGAUAAAUAACCUUGACCUGCCACAGUUUCUACAAGAGCUGCAGGUUAUGUCCAGCAAAUAUGAAUCGAAUGCAUCAGUGGUUGUCGUAAACCCAAAUUCAGCUUUGGUCGUGGGACAAGAGGAAUCCCAUAGAGUCCGAGUUGAGAAACAAGAUAGAGCUGGAGAGGACCACAUACAUAAAUCCGCUAAGGGGGUACAGGUUGCCAGCUCAGAGGCAGUCCUGUCAAAUUUUGUACGCUAUGACCAUCGCAAUUUUGCUGGAAUCUAUGACUACUUGUGUGCUGGUUCAAGAGUCACCUGGGGCUGUGUCCACAUUGUCACUAGUCUGUUGGAGGCGGCAACCCUUUGCCUCAAAGACAGCAUGUGUCGGUCUUUUGUCACAUUCUCCAGCCAACCUGAAUCUGAUAAUCUAAUGACGGUCGUGCUGAAGAAUGACACCGAUUCCAAUCCCCAUAUUUCAUCUGGCACCACAUUAUUCAUUCAUGGCUCUGCUAUGUCAAGUCGGAGAGGAGGAGAGAGACAAGAUGUAGAAACUAAGAUGCAGGAGGAGAAAAAAGAAGUCUCCAUUUCACAACCAUCAACCAAACUGGAAACCUGCAUGGAUGAGACAUUGCGGAGCCAAGAAGCAGCUCGUUAUGCUCGAGAGAAACGCCUCAUGACUCACCUGGGGUUCAAAGGUGUAAGAGAGCAGACCUGGAGAAGAUCUGCCUCAAGACAUCACAUCUCAGGCUUGGGUCGCCUGAUAAAAGCACAAGGCAGUGGAGGCCGAUUUAAGGUUAUGUUUAUUGCUGAAGAUGGUCCUACUGAAUCGCAUUUGGCCUACACUCUCAUCUACCACCUGGACAGGAUUUUGGGGGUGUACCAUACACCUCCAUGUGUUGGCAAACAACUUUCAACAGAAGAUGUGGACCAUUAUCUUAGCGAUGGACAGUGGGACGAAGCUUUCAGACUUCUCAUAGAGUCAGAUGGAACACUGUCAGGGAUCUUGGUUGUGCCAAAACCCAAGGUAAUAAAGAACCACCAGUUGAACUUGGAGCCCCUGAGUUCGAUGACUAAGGACAUUGUGCCAUUCAUUCGCUCCCAGAAACUGCAGCUGGAGUACAUCCUUGUGUGGUGGCUGGGCAAGAUUGGCUACACCGUCAACGACCAUCAGGGUUAUAAAGGUCACUUAAUUCACUUUUAUGCAGACAAGGCUUUUGUCAAACAGGAUUUGGACAUGUCCGGUUACCUGAACCACUGCCAGUUCCCCAGUGUUGUAUACAAGUCACUGACAUGCUUUCAGUGUUCCCCAGAACAAGAGACAGCAGGCACUCAGGUUGUGAUAUGCUCUCUGGGACAGGAGGUUGUCAGGCGAGCCCGUGCCAUGUUUGCUGAUGAUGUUGAAUUGUUUGUCCACAACCUGAGAGCCAGGGAAUUGGCGGAUGUCAUCAACUCAGCUGCAACAUCCGCUAUCAAUAUAAUCAAUACCUGUAUACAGACAUUUGGUUCUGAGAAAGUUCUGUACUAG